AUGACGCGUCGCGAAAAAUUUGGAUCGCUGAAAACCGUUGAUGAAGACUUGCAUCACUUCAACGGUGAUCAUCUUUUAGGAGAGAGGGAAACUCCUGAUGGCCUUCAAUUAAAGGCUUCUGACGCUCCGGAACCAGAUGCUGUUUGCUACACUCCUGAUUUUGAAAGUGAAACGACUGAGAGCUCUUCAGAUGAAAGUGACGACAGUUCUUCCACAACCAGCGGGGAAUAUGUUUAUACCAGGGUA
Messenger RNA from Notodromas monacha, 246 nucleotides. NCBI's taxonomy places the organism in Eukaryota, Metazoa, Arthropoda, Ostracoda, Podocopida, Cyprididae. The record is from the annotation of a GenBank genome assembly.